AUGGCUGCCCCCCAGAGCGACGCCUUCAAGAAGGCCAUUGAGGACUCCAAGAAGCUCACCUCUAAGCCCGGCCCUGACGAGCUCCUCCAGCUCUACGCUCUCUACAAGGUCGGCACUGGUGAGGACUUCUCCAAGGCCAGUCCCCCUGGCACCUUUGACUUCAAGGCAAGCUCCCCUUACGCCCCUCCCAACGCCGACGAAAAGCUAACACACCCUCAGGGCAAGGCCAAGUACAACGCGUGGAAGAAGGUCGUCGAGGAGGGCGUCACCCCCGACGCUGCCCAGGAGCAAUACGUCAAGCUCGUUGAGGAGCUCAAGGAGAAGUACGGCUACGACGAGAACAAGGUGCCCGAGGCCGUCGGCGCAAACUAG
Messenger RNA from Fusarium keratoplasticum, 372 nucleotides. Its product is annotated as ACB domain-containing protein. Gene Ontology annotation, biological process: fatty acid metabolic process. Gene Ontology annotation, molecular function: long-chain fatty acyl-CoA binding. NCBI's taxonomy places the organism in Eukaryota, Fungi, Ascomycota, Sordariomycetes, Hypocreales, Nectriaceae. The transcript has 2 exons. The coding region runs from base 1 to 372 and encodes 123 amino acids. The record is from RefSeq and is a predicted model, not a curated record.